Messenger RNA from Solea senegalensis (Senegalese sole), 1914 nucleotides. RefSeq names its product homeobox protein Hox-A2a. The transcript has 2 exons. Bases 496 to 1584 code for a protein of 362 amino acids. The record is from RefSeq and is a predicted model, not a curated record. Gene Ontology annotation, biological process: regulation of DNA-templated transcription. Gene Ontology annotation, molecular function: DNA binding; DNA-binding transcription factor activity, RNA polymerase II-specific. NCBI's taxonomy places the organism in Eukaryota, Metazoa, Chordata, Actinopteri, Pleuronectiformes, Soleidae.
ACAUCCUCAAACAAUACGAGAAAGAGGAGUGCACGAAUCCGCGCGCACCCCAGGCUGGGCUCCUUCCCUGUAAUAGUGAGCGUCAGCCAUUCUUAAAAAACACAUUUUGUUGCUUAGUGGACUCGACUGGAGGGCGAGAGGAGGAUAAACUGAGCGGACAAAGAUGUAAAUAAAAACAGUCGUCCCCCAGCUGAGCGAGGCGUUCUUCAUCUGACUUUUUGGAUCAAUCAGACAGGCAGUGGCUUCUUUUGAUUAAACCCCAAAUUGUCAUUGGGCAGAGGUAAUCAUGUGACAGGCAAUUCGGUCCAAUUUCAACCUUGUCUCCAUGAAUUCAAUAGUUUAAUAGUAGCUCGGUCCCCAUACGGCCGUAAUCAGUGACAUAGAAAAAACCCACCACGAGAUUUUUAAAUGAUUUUUUUUCUUCCUCGUCCUCACUGAGCCGCAACAUUUAUAAAAAUACGCGUGCAAACUUUCCUCGGCUCUCAGGGAGCGGAGAUGAAUUACGAAUUCGAGCGAGAGAGCGGUUUUAUCAAUAGUCAGCCGUCGCUUGCUGAGUGCCUGACAUCUUUCCCCCCUGUCGCUGAUUCAUUUCAAAGUUCAUCAAUCAAGAGCUCGACGCUUUCACGCCCGACACUGAUUCCUCCUCCCUUUGAGCAGACCAUUCCCAGCCUGAACCCGGGCAGCCAUCCGCGGCACGGCCGGCCUAGACACAGCCCCGACGGAUGCAGCCAGCUGCCUACCGCCUCCUUACCUCCGGAGUAUCCCUGGAUGAGGGAGAAGAAAGCCUCCAAGAGGAACCACCUGCCAACCUCCACUACCACCACCAUCAACAAUGGACCCGUGUGCUUUUCCCCAAAAGGCUCGCCUGAGAUCGUGGAGAGCAGUGGGGGGGGAGGGGGCUCUCGCCGGUUGAGGACAGCAUACACCAACACUCAGCUGCUGGAGCUGGAGAAGGAAUUCCACUUCAACAAGUAUCUUUGUCGGCCGAGGAGAGUGGAAAUAGCGGCUCUCCUGGAUUUGACCGAGCGGCAGGUCAAAGUCUGGUUCCAGAACCGGCGCAUGAAGCACAAGCGUCAGACUCAGAGCAAGGAGAACCAUAACGGGGAGGGGAAAGGUCCGAGUGCCGAUGGUAGCAUCCACAGCGACGAGGAGGACGAGGCCCCCCUGUACGAGCGGAGCGGGGCCCUGCUGGAGAGAGAUACCUGCUCCUUUCAAAACAACUCUCUGGGCUCCACACAGCAGCUCCACAAUGGAGAGACCAUGAGCUUUGCUGCUGCGCCGCUGAACAGCAAUGACAAAAAUCUGAAACAUUUUCCCAACCCGUCACCCACUGUUCCGGGCUGCAUGUCAACAAUGGGCCCCGGCUCGGCAUCUGGCCCGGACAAUGGCGACAGUCCCCCGACCCUGGAUGUUUCUAUACACGACUUUCAGCCUUUCUCCUCGGAUUCCUGCCUUCAGCUCUCCGACGCUGCUUCGCCGAGUUUGUCAGAGUCUCUGGACAGCCCCGUGGACAUUUCCGCGGACACUUUCUAUUUUUUCUCGGAGUCACUAACUACAAUCGACCUGCAGCAUCUGAACUAUUAAGAAAAGCCAACGACAGAAACUUUUGGGGACAUUAAAUAUCAAGCUACGACGAUGUUAACUCUGAUGUUGUUUGUAUAUUCGGCACAUUUAUUCUGUUGAUAUUUGACUUGACGGUAAAUUCAAGGUAAGGAUGAAAAUGAAUCACUGAAGUAGCUCUGCUCAAACGUGGCUUGUAAUUACCAUAACAAAUUGAUCUCUUGGAAUGGAAAUUAUGAGUGUAUGUGAAUAUUAUACAAUAUUAGGCCUAAGGAACCAGGUCAUUUUUAUUUUUGUAUAGCUUCCAGCGUCUUGGAUAUUUUUGUUAGAAUACAAUUAUCUUGCUACAAUCUG